GUUGCAGGAUUCACAAGAAUGAAGAAAUUGGAACAAGAGCAGCACAAGUUUUAGUCGAGCUAGAUCCAGAUGAUCCUGCAGUGUGGUUGCAAGCUUCAAACUUUUACGCCGAGAUAGGAAAAUUUGAUGCCGCAAUGCAAAUAAGAGACGUUGCUCUAGCAAGGAAGAUGUCAAGAGAGAUUGGUUGUAGUUUAAUUGAGAUAAGAAAGUGACACAAGAAAAUAAAGAGUUCCUGAAUUGAUAAAUCAUCUUUGCUCAUUAUUCACACAAGAUACAACAAUCAUGGCAAAUUUUGGUAUAGUCUUGUCUAUUUCUGGCUAUCCUAAAAUUUAAGGGAAAGGCUUCUUUUGUGAGAAGUUUUUUGUGGGCAUGCCAAGAAAAUAAGGGAAGCAUGACGUGUGACAACAACAUUGGCAUGGUUGAAGAACUCAACAACCUGGACAUAGAGGAGGAAAAUGAGGUAGAAUUUUCUGACAUCCCUUCUUGGACAAGCGAACGCGGUGGAAAGGUUCUUGUCAAUGUUGACAGCUUUGGUGCUGCAGGAGAUGGAGAAACCGAUGAUACAUCGGCUUUACAAAAAGCAUGGGAAGUUGCUUGUUCUACACCGAAAUCGGUUCUAUUGGUUCCUCAAGGACGCCGAUACCUCGUUAACGCAACGAAAUUCAAAGGGCCAUGUGCAGACAUGUUAAUCAUCCAGAUUGAUGGAACAUUGGUUGCCCCGGACGAUCCUAAGAACUGGGAUCCAAAACUUCCGCGUGUUUGGCUCGAUUUUUCUAAAUUGAGCAAAGUUGUUUUCCAAGGUUCUGGAGUUAUUGAUGGCUCAGGAAGUAAAUGGUGGGCAGCCUCAUGCAAAAAGAACAAAACUAAUCCUUGCAGAGGUGCACCAACAGCACUAACCAUUGAUAACAGUUCAGCUAUAAAGGUGAAAGGACUAACUAUCCAGAAUAGCCAACAGAUGCAUUUUACGAUAUCACGAUGCAAUUCGGUUCGAAUUUUAGGAGUGAAAGUGUCUUCACCGGGAGAUAGUCCAAAUACUGAUGGUAUCCAUAUUAGUGAAUCAACAAAUGUCCUAGUCCAAGACUGCAAAAUUGGAACAGGGGAUGAUUGCAUUUCAAUUGUGAAUGCUAGUUCUAAUAUCAAAAUGAAGAGAAUUUAUUGUGGACCAGGACAUGGAAUCAGCAUUGGAAGCCUUGGUAAAGACAACUCAACUGGUGUAGUCACGAAAGUGAUUUUGGAUACAGCAUUUCUAAAAGAAACUACUAAUGGUGUCAGAAUAAAGACUUGGCAGGGAGGUUCUGGAUAUGUUCGAGGGGUACGGUUUCAGAAUGUGAGGGUGGAAAAUGUAUCAAAUCCUAUUAUUAUAGAUCAAUUUUACUGUGAUUCGCCAACCUCAUGUCAAGACCAGUCAUCAGCUUUGGAGAUAAGUGAGAUAAUAUACCAAAACAUAAGUGGGAGUACAAAUAGUGCCAAAGCCAUUAAAUUUGACUGCAGUGACACUGUUCCAUGUAGCAACUUAGUCCUUAGCAAUGUUGAUUUGGAGAAACAAGAUGGCACAGUUGAAACAUAUUGCCACUCAGCUCAAGGAUUUGGAUAUGGAAUUGUUCAUCCUUCUGCUGAUUGCCUUAAUUCAAAUGAUAAAAUCUCUCAAGUUGUUCAAUCUCCUCAAUCAAUUACUUAUGAGGAUGAUAUUCGUCACAUUGAACUAUGAUAUAAAAAAUUACCUCUCUAUUAUACACAUGCAUUAUACAAUUACCCUUUGAUUAUAUAAUCUAAUCUAAAAUAUAACAAAAGAGGGUGUAGCUAUAGUAGUUGUAUGUUUGAGGUGAGGUCAUAGACAUUUAUUUCAAGGGAUGUAAUAUUAAAUAAUUAGAAGUUAUAUGAAUUUUCAUUUCAGAAAAUAGAUAAACAUUGGAUCAUACGUGAUUCCAUAUACAUUGGAGAUUAAGAUGAAGAUAAGAAGACAACAAUUCUAGAAUAUUGAUUGAGAUUUUUAUUUUAAUUACUAUUACUAUUGUGUUUCCAAGUUUGCAUAGUGAUAUUUUAUGGACUGUGUUUAAUA
Cicer arietinum (chickpea) is the source of this 2059-nucleotide messenger RNA. RefSeq names its product probable polygalacturonase At1g80170. Gene Ontology annotation, biological process: carbohydrate metabolic process. Lineage: Eukaryota; Viridiplantae; Streptophyta; Magnoliopsida; Fabales; Fabaceae. Gene Ontology annotation, molecular function: polygalacturonase activity. The record is from RefSeq and is a predicted model, not a curated record.